This is a messenger RNA of Spirometra erinaceieuropaei, 2313 nucleotides long. The record is from the annotation of a GenBank genome assembly. Lineage: Eukaryota; Metazoa; Platyhelminthes; Cestoda; Diphyllobothriidea; Diphyllobothriidae.
AUGGGCGAGGACGGCACAAAACUGUUUCAGCAGAGGCUGGCCGAACGAACCCGCGAACAUAAAACAACGCGAGAAGCAGCCCUAGAGAGCAAAUUUCGUAAGCUGCCCGCUCCAAUGGUAUCCAAGAACGACAAACUGGUGCACAACCUGUCGUCAAAGGAGCUGACGGAGGAACAAAUGCAGGUUUUACGGCAUGAGGCCUCAUUCAACACAGCCGAUGCCAAACCUGCCAACAUGAUCGCAGCAGUAGAAUCAAUCCUCAGCCAGACGGGAGCGACAGACGAAACGAAGAACCUCAUUCGACACCAAGUGUCCUCCCUCCUCAUGGCUCAUAGGCCGCGCGAUGUGCUUUCCAAGGUCGAGCGCGAUGCACUUAAAGAACUCAGAGCCGACAACGACCUCGUUAUCGUGCCUGCGGACAAGGGGCGUUCAACGGUCGUAUUGGACAGGACAGACUACAAUCAAAAAGCCAAAAGCUUGUUGGAGGAUCGUCAGUCCUACGUCCCAUACGAAUCCAACCCCAUGAAAACGCUGACACGCGAGAUUAACGCGACGCUGUUGGCAAUGGAGAACGCAGGUGCAAUAUCGCCAAUCGACCGACGCAUGGCGAGAGCACAAGAAACAGCCCUAGCCCGAUUCUACGGUCUUCCAAAAGUGCACAAAGAGGGCGCUCCUCUCCGGCCUAUCUUAUCACUAAGGGGCACUCCAACCUACGGACUGGCAAAGUGGCUGUUCCAACGUCUCAAGUUUCUGACCUCCGAUUCGAACACCACAGUCAGCUCGUCAACACAAUUCUUGGAGAAACUUAAAGGAGUAAGUCUCCUGCCAAGCGAUAUCAUGGUUUCCUUUGAUGUCACGUCCCUUUUUACUUCCAUCCCGCAGGACCUGGCAGUCGAGACAAUCGAACUACUCCUACGAGAGAAGUACGACGAAACGGAGAAUCGCCUCGGACACGCCCAAAUCAUUCAGCUCCUAAAGUUCUGUCUCAAGACGUACUUUACAUUCGACGGAACAAUCUACGAGCAGGUGAAGGGAACGCCAAUGGGUUCGCCGAUUUCGGGACUCAUAGCCGAGGCGGUCCUUCAACGGCUGGAGUCGCUGGUUUUCCGACACCACAGAGCGAAAUUCUGGGCUCGGUAUGUGGAUGACACCUUCGUCGUCAUCGAACGGGAUCAGGUGCUGACUUUCAAAGAACAACUCAACGCCGUCUUCCCGGACAUUCAAUUUACGAUGGAGGAGGAGGAAAACAAUCAGCUGGCCUUCCUGGAUGUCCUCGUCUGCCGCAAAGAUUGUGGUGGCCUAAAAACCAAAGUGUUCAGGAAAGCGACAAAUACGACGCAAAUACUGAACUUCAAUAGCAACCACCCGAUCAGUCACAAACGCAGUUGCGUAAGGGCGCUAUACCGGCGUGCUGAGACGCACUGCAGUGAAAUGGAAGACAAGGUUGCUGAAUUACAAUAUCUUCGACGGGUAAUGAGAGCUAAUGGCUACCCGCGCAACUUUGUCAACCAGUGCAUACGAAAAGGACACCAGAGACCAAAUCCAACUAGCCCCAAAAUUUGGCGGGCUCUUCCGUACGUGAAGAACGUCUCGGAAGCCGUCAGUCGUCUUCUCACUCCACUUGGAGUUGGGGUUGCACACAGGCCGGAAGCAACCAUUAGGCGCCAAGUAAUGAGGCCAAAAGACCCGCUGCCACGGCAGGAAACGUCUGGAGUCGUUUACCGGAUCUGGUGUAGUUGCGGACAAAGCAAUUAUGUCGGAGAAACUGGGAGAUUACUCCGUACGCGACUUGCCGAGCACGCAGCAGCAGUGAGGCGGGGAGACGCUAACUCUCAGGUGGCGGCACACUCGACGGGACCCGGCCAUAUUUUCAAAUUUCAAGAGACCGAAAUCCUCGCAAGAGGUGACAACCGCGUGAGCCGCGAGCUGCUCGAGUCAUGGUUCUCAGGCCCGCAAUCCAUUAACAAACACAAUGACCUCCCGGUGCCCUAUUCCGUAUUGCGAUUUUCCCUGGGCAUGAGAAUCAGUCACGUGGGGAGGGCGCGGGUGAGCAAUUAUCACGGUGACAGUGAGCCAGUUUGCCGAGCAAUCGUCACACCAGCAUCGAGCACGGAUGACGAAAUCGCGGCAAUUAACAACUCGGACUCGGACCGCCAAGCCACCGCCGCAUCAAUUACGACCCCAGCGGCGAUUGUGAGAACCGUUAAUUGCAGCGCGCAUACGGUCCUACGGCAGGCACGUGCUAUAAAUACUGCCCUCCUGGUGCCACAUUCACCUCUAUCUGUGAAUGUCUCUGAUGAUGGAUUCGAGUGA